AUGAACUUCUCCGACGACUGGCGCUUCCUCUUCCCCGUCUCCUCCGUGUUCAACCCGCCGUCCCUCGCCCCGCCGGACGCCUCCCACGGGCCCCUCUUCUUCACCCCUCUCCCGCCGCCCGUCCCGCUCCUCUCCCUCCCCUUCCCCUUCCCUCCGCCCCUGCACGCCUCCACCACCGGCGACCUCCGCCACGCCCUCCGCUACUUCAUCGCCUCCACCUCCUUCCUCCCCUACUCCGAUCUCAAGUCCCUCUCGGGACCCCUCCUCGCCGCGCCGUCGCCGCCGUUCCCACCACCUUCCAAUCUUCUCGCCGUCCUCCCCUCCCGCUCCUCAAGCUCUCUCGUCCUCUUUUUCCCGUACGGCGAGAAUGCGGAGAAGAUUGCUUUCGCUCUUGUGAACUCCCCCGUUGCGAGCUCUGCGCCCGUUUCGCCCUUCGUUCAGAGGGAUGGGUUCAAGCACCCUGGGCACCGCAUACAGCAGCUUGCUGCUAUUCCUGCCCAGUCGUCCUGGUCAUCGGAGCCGGAUGACAGCUGUGUCGAGGGUUUCCUGCUUGCUGCGACAUUGUACACAGUGAGUUGGUUCAGGGUCGAGUCACGCGAUUCGGGUUCCCCGGUGCUUGUACCGGUGGCCAAGCAGGGGUUUGAUGCUGCUGUCGUGCACGCGUGCUGGAGCAGGCAUUUUCCGUCACAAUGUGCGGUGCUGCUGGAGAGUGGGGAGUUGUGUUGGUUUGAUCUGAAUACACGACUUGGAGGAAAGACGAGCGUUGGUUUUGGCAGCAAUGGUGAAGACUGGGGGGACUGGCUGAGCUGUGCGUAUGGAGCGCAACCGUGGAUGGUGAUCGUCGCAAGCACAAAAGCCGUCCUUUUGGUUGAUUUGAGCUUUGCAUAUCAUGGUGACAAAUACGCCGUGGAAAACGAGCCACACAAGUUUCAGUACAAGGUUCUAGCAAAAAUUGGGUUGCCAGGGUUGUUUGAAACUGAGCCUUUUGACAGGACUGAGCAUUAUAUUGCAUUCUGCAAGGCUGGGUUCGAUGAUUCCCAUAUAUCAGUAGUGACAGAGCGUCACUUGAUUCUCCUUGAUGUGACAAAGCCGUUGGAACCUGUGUUGGCUUGGCAGCAUGGGCUUGAGAACCCAAAUCAUGUUGCCAUGUUUCGGCUAUCUGAAUUGAGACCUUCCAAGGAAUAUGAUUGGGCUUCAAAUUCAGGUUUUGCCAUUUUGGUUGGUUCGUUCUGGAAUGGGGAGUUCAGUUUGUUCUGUUACGGGCCUAAGGAGCAAGGUUGUCUAGAUAAUUCUCAUUUAUACGCUUGGGAUAUUCCUUCGAGGCUUUCUCUGACAGGUCAGCAUUGUGGCUGCAGCAAUGGAAUCAUGAAAGAGAUAUUCUCAACGCCUAUUUCAGUAUAUGAUGGGUAUGCUUCCCAACACCGCGCUAAGUCCAUUGUUGGCUACUAUGUGCUUCCAGAUGACCUCUCAAUAUCGGAGCCAACAUCUGCCAGCUUUGCCUUGAUCCGGCUAACAGCACUGGGGAAGUUGGAAAUGCAACAGUAUCGUGCAUCUCGAGGUCUGCAUGAUGAAAUUGACACCCCAUGUGAUGAAUCAGAACAUGCAUCCAUGGAUAGUAGUUCAUCCAUUUUGAUUGACACUCAAGGUGAAAAUGUCUCCACCAAAUAUCGAUUCUUGAAGUUGCAUUUCCUAUAUGAACAUCUGAAGGGCAAUCUAUGCAGUGCGUUGGCGAAGCAUGGUACUAGUGUUAACGGAGACAGAGAUCAAAUUAUUAUUAGUGAAGAUGUGUUGGCAUUUGCAGAGGAUAACUCUAGAUCCAGCUCGUUGCCAGUUUCAGAUUUCCUAUGUAAUGCUAGCAUCCCCAUGAAUGUUUUCGAAAUUGCAUGUCAGAGCAUAUUGAACAGUCUACCUUCAAAUAUUCUUCAUGUCUCCCUUUCUAAAUACAAGGACAUGCUAAAAUGCGAUACAAAAGAAGGCUUAGUAGAAUAUUUAAAAGUUCCUAGCUGUUCGCCACACAAUGAACUUCGGCCUUUCCUGUUAGCGAAACCAUCAAGCACAUGUGAGAAGGUGACUAGCAAAGCGGUAUCUCAAAAUGCUCUUGUUGGGCCAGUGCUCCCUGUGCAUGUCCUACUUGCAAUGGAAGAGAUGAACAGGGGCAUAGACAGCUCUUCGGAAAGAGAAACUGCAGAAACUGACUUAGUACGCCAUCGAUGUAGUGAGGUGCUUGAAGCCUUUGUUCCUGAAGUAUCCAUUGCUGAGUCCGACAACUUUGAUGGAUGGUUCUCCUCACAAAAGUUGAAUGACAAGAAGUCAUAUCUUGUUUAUGAGCCUCGGAUUGAAAAUAAGUUUACUCUUGAUGAAACUGUUAUAAAGAAGGAAAACGAAGAGCAAAAUGCCGCUGAUCGUACAUCUUUUGAAACGUCUGCAGCACCAUACAAGGAUGAGAACUUCAUGACAUUUGUCUGUGGAAAAGCUGGAACUCUUGAUUCUGGGCCUGAACAAACCACAUCUGAUUUGUUUGAUUUCACCCCAGUGAGGAUGGAUUUUGCUUCCGCAGAUCUAGACAUUCAACCUGCCGAGGAAGAAGUGUACAGAUGCUUGAAGAAACAAUUUUUAAGAUGGCAAAAUAAUUUCAAGCCAUACCAAGAUUUUUGUAACUCAUAUAAAAUACAAAAGCCAUCAUAA
Triticum turgidum subsp. durum (durum wheat) is the source of this 2685-nucleotide messenger RNA. NCBI's taxonomy places the organism in Eukaryota, Viridiplantae, Streptophyta, Magnoliopsida, Poales, Poaceae. The record is from the annotation of a GenBank genome assembly.